GCGAAGAAGUUGAGGAAGAGUUCAGAGCUGUUCGGCCGGAACCAGAAGUUGACGAAGCAAAGUCCAUCAAGCCUCUGUAUGACUUUAGGAAAGUUUUCAGGAAGCUUCAGUCGGAUCUUCCCGAUACCGAUCCGGUGAUGGCUAAGCGGCUGCUGCUGGGUUUGCGCGAGAGGUUCUACCAUGCACCAAUCUCUGAUUUCCGCAACAUGUUGAUCAGAGCUGGCUUGGAUGGCACAGUCCUCAAGUUGGCUGAGGAAGCAAUUAUGAACUGCUCCAUCUGCAGGAAGCAUGUUCGACUUCCUCCUCGACCUCAGGUGAAGAUCGGAUCGCAGGCAUCAAGCUUUAACAGUCGAGUUCAAUGUGACCUCUUCCAGUACAAGGAGACUUGGGUGCUUUUGAUGGUGGACGAGGCUACUCGAUACAAAGCAGCGAUGGCCGUGAGCUCUCGAGAACACAACGACCUGCUGCAGCCUAUGCUGAAGUGGUGGUUCUCGAUCUAUGGCCUGAUGAGUCAUCAAGCAGGAAAAGAAUUGGAGCGCUUUGGGAUCGAGAGAGUUCCGAAGGGAACGACCUCCGGACCGGCCGAGCUUGACAGGCAGGGCAUUGCCAUUGACGAUUUGUGCCGGGAGUCAGCUUCAGCACAAAACUCGACCCUCAACUAUGGGGGAGCCACCCCUGCGAUGUGCAUCUUCGGGGUUCUCCCACGUCCGUAUUUUCAGGACGACACCGACUCCGUCACGGCCAUCACAGGUGCCUUACAAACUGAUGUUACACCCUUCGAACGAGCCAUCCGCGUGCGCCAGUUGGCGUUGUCCAUGGUUCACAAGGCCAUUGCCGAGGACAGAGUGGCCCGUGCCAAUCGAACCAGGCCCCAGCAGCUUCGCCUUGGUGAACUGAAACCAGGCGUGAGCCUGGUGGACCACUAUCGAGAAGUUCAAGGCGACGUUGGUUGGAGAGGACCUGCUGAGCUACUGCGGAUCAGUCAGACCGAAGGCACGGCCAUCAUCUCCUACCAAGGCAGGCCAUACUUGGUGGCUCUCCGGCACAUUAGACCGCAUGCUGCUGGAGUGUUUGUGACUCUGAACAAUGAUCAGAAGGGUGACUUCCAGUGGUUCAAAGGCAUUGUGGCAAAGAUGGCCCCCUUUAAGACGGUGACCAUUGGCUGGGUUCCCGAGGUCAAGGCAUGGUCCAAAUUAGUGUCCCUGGCCAAGGCUAUUUCGAAUCGAAAUGUUGGAGGCCUGAUCCUGGGACAAGGCGUACGCGCUGUUCACCCUCCACGAGGCACCGUGGGCGUUUUACUCCUUUGGAAGGCUGGAUCGGACAAGUACACCUGCCACGAGCGCAACAAUGACGACCCGAUCACCAUGAAAAAGAUCACUGCCACACCUGUUGAUGAGGUGGCCUUCCUCUACAUGUACUUUGUCGUCACGGUGACCUACGAACCUGGACCAUCCCUGAAGGUUGUUCCCUCCGAGGGUGCAAUUGACGAUGCCGAGCCUAUGCAGGUGGGACCAGACGCGCGCACCGUUGUGAUUGGACCUGAGACCAAGAAAGAGCGCCUGGUGACCUUCAUGGAGAUCGUGUCAUCGACUCGUGCUACGACCCGAACGCAGCGCAACCUCGUCAACUUCUACCGGCUACUUCGACAGCGCCAGACCAUCAAGUGGGAGUUUCCCAUGACUUGGUGCCUUCAUGAUAAUCACCAUGCUGUGGCGCAAUGGGACGAGUAUGCCUGGAGAUCGAGCAUGCCGACGCAAACGGCUACGACUACGAGUCACUUUCUUUUCUCAUGGCCUGGCAAGCGGCACGAAACCUUGUACGCCUCCCUUCACAACGGCGAGAUCUAUAAAGUGGAUAACGACACCGAUAACAUCCCAGAGGAUGAAGUCUACGGCAUAUGGCCACAAGUGGACAAGGCCGAUGAGGAGGAAAUAAAGCAGUUUGUGGACACAGGCAGCUGUAAGAAGGUCAAGGUCAGCUCGAUUUCCAGUGACACAGUUGUCAUUGAUAGUUGUUUUGACAACCAGCGGGACACCUUGUCGACACGCUCCACAACGGCGACCCGACUAAGUCAACGUCUUCUUGUGUCCACGGCAGUGAACCACGAUCACGACACCGAGAGCUGGGAUGUCUCCGGGGCUUUCUUGAAAGGCCUUACGUUUGAGAAGGUUCGUGAACUCCUGGCCUCCAGAGGAAUCACUUCACCAGUUCGGAAGGUUGUGAUCAUUGCCCCGGCCAACGUGUGGAGACAUCUGGUCAAGUUCGAUACUUCUUUCCGUGUGGACCUGGAACACCUAAAUGAGUGGGCUCUCCUCUGCAUCAAGCCGGUUUAUGGCCUAAAUGAUGCUCCUCUGGCAUGGCAGCUCUGUCUGCAUGGCCAUUGGGAACAAGAAGGCGGUGUUCCCUCCUUGCUGGACGAGAACUGCUUCAUCUGGCGUUUUGACGAUGGCGACCGGUCCUCUGUGACCACUCAUGUGGACGACUGCGGCGCAGAAGGCAAGCGGAAAUGGCUUGAUGAGCAGUACAACUUGUUGGUCAAGAAGUUCGGCAAGGUUACCCGGCAGACCCUUCCGUUCACUCACUGCGGCGUGGUGUAUCGCCGCAUCCCUGACGGAAUCUGCGUGGAGCAGGACGACUUUUGCCGGAAGCUCAAGACGGUCGACAUCGACAAGAAUCGUGAUGACGACGAUCCCUUGACUGCUUCCGAGUUGACCUCGUUCAGGUCUGUGUUAGGAGCUUUGCUCUGGUUGACAGCGACCAGGUUGGAUUUAAUCGCGGAGGUGUGCAUCCUGCAGAGCAUGGUGACUAAGGCGAAAAUCCUGCACCUCAAGCAGGCCAAUCAGGUCGUUCGCAAAGCAAAAGCUGAAAUCGGACAAGGUCUCGGACUGUAUUUCAGGAAACUCCGUCCUCCAUACCGACUGGCAUGCGUCCAUGACAGCAGCGCGGCUGGCGCUGUGCGACCGUAUGCGCAAGAAGGCGUCAUGAUACUGCUGUUCGAGGACAAGCUGCGUGGCCUCGACACCUAUGAGAAGGUCAUGGAUGACCAUCAGACCCACCUUAUGGGUUUCCAUGCUGAGACUUUGUCAGCUGUUUCUGGCAUGGAGACGUCGACGCAUGUGGCUGUGCGUCUUGGGGAGUUGCUUUACACGCCAAAGCCUCCGACAAUACAGUCCUUAAUCCUUCGUGGUGUGCCGGAGCUACCUUGCGACGGGUAUACCGACUGUAAAGAUCUGUUUGAACUGGCGUCCGGAUCUUCCUCGGUGGCGCAGGACAAGACACAACGUUUGUGUGUGAUGUCCUUGCGUGAGUCACGUCUUUCUGGCAAGCAGCGCUGGCUUGUUCUAACGCCCACUCAGAGCAUGCUGGCAGAUGCUCUCACCAAGGCGAUGGUGGCUCCGCAACUGAUGUGCCUCUUGAGCAGCGGUGAGGUCCACUUCGUGAAUGAGGCCGAGCACCGCGUGACUUUGAGGCGUGUUCCAAAAGUGAUGGUUGUCACCGAGGAGCUCCUUAUCAAGUCUGACAAGGAGCUCAUACGCGAUCUCCGCGUCUCCACUUCGGCUACGGCAGCCUGCUUGCUGAUGUCGCGAUCCUGGUGCUUCUGGAUGCUGACGGCGGCUGCUGUUUCGACCACUUCGGCGACCACCACCAGUCCAUCUCCUUCGACCAGUUCAUCGACUAUGACAUCUACCUGUCCGACACAGGCGCCAGAUGACGGCUGGGUGUGGUUGGCCUACCUCUCCAUCUUCAUCGUUGCGGCAUACCAUGGAGUGAUCCUGUUUGUCAAGUGGAUCUGGGCUUCACUCACGCGUCGUGAGACAGUGGCGGACCUCGAGCCAGAUGCUGAACCGCCAGCUACUCCUCGUCCUCCACCUGUUCCUCCAGGAGAUCCACCUCGUGAUGUUCGUCCGGCUGCUGCACCUGCGCCUCCGCCUGAGCAGAUGCAAGAAUGUGUAGACUUGCGAAAUCAACUUCGCGAGCUCCGUAGAGAGCACGAGCAGUUGGCUCAGCUGUACGAUCAACAAUUUGAUCGCUACAAUCGUCUUCAGAGGGAGUAUGAUGCUCACCUCACAGCCUGCCCUUUAGGGCGCAAUGUGUACCUGACGCAUUCUG
This is a messenger RNA of Symbiodinium pilosum, 4110 nucleotides long. Lineage: Eukaryota; Dinophyceae; Suessiales; Symbiodiniaceae. The record is from the annotation of a GenBank genome assembly.